GCGGAGGGCUGGAGAUUAGAAGCGAGAGAGAGAGAGAGAGACAGACCAAUUAGGAGAGUGAGAGAAAGCGCUGCAAUUUAAAAAAAAAAUGGCUAGUGGAAGUGAUGGCACGGAGACUGGUCUACCUUGUCUGUACUGCUGCAAGUUUCAUCCCCUGGUGAGAACAUGCUGCUCUCACAGGACCAGGCAGCCUUGAUUGGGCAGGUGUUCGAGGCACAUGUCCUGGAGCACCACCGGAAUGACAUCCUUCAGAUUCUGCAGGAUGGAGAAGAGGCCCACUACCCUGUGGUCAUCAACGCCAUGACCCUGUUUGAGGCCAAUAUGGAGGUCGGGGAGUACUUCAAUGCUCUUCCAAACCUGGUGAUUCCCGUGUUUGACAUCGCCCUACAGAAGGCUGCUGAGACCAUCGGCAGCUCCUGCCCGUCCCUACAGGGAGCCCUGGGGGUCAAACCUAACCUGCAUGCACGCAUCUCAGGCCUGCCCGUGUGUCCCGAGUUGACGCGUGACCAUAUCCCCCGGGCGCGCGACGCGGGCCACUUCCUCUGCGUGACGGGCACGGUCAUCCGCACGGGCACGCCCAAACUCCUGGAGUUCCAGCGCGACUACAUGUGCGCCAAGUGCCGGCACGUGUUCGCGGCGCAGGCCGACUUCGAGCAGCACUACGCCCUGCCGCCCCCCACGCGCUGCCCAAGCCCCGAGGGCUGCACCUCCGUCAGGUUCACCUGCCUGCAGGGCGACUCGGCCACGCCGGCCGCCUGCCGGGACUACCAGGAGAUCAAGAUCCAAGAGCAGGUCCAGAAGUUGUCAGUGGGCUGUAUCCCUCGGUCCAUGCUGGUGGUCCUGGAGGAUGAUUUGGUGGACAGCUGUAAAUCAGGCGACGAUGUGACGGUGUACGGCGUGGUGUGCCAGCGCUGGAAGCCCCUCUUCCAGGACGCGCGGUGUGAGGUGGAGGUUGUGCUGAAGGCCAACCACAUCGAGGUGAACAACGAGCAGAGUUCAGGGGCCGUGGUGCUGGAGGACGUCCAGAAGGAGUUUGAGGAGUUCUGGGAGAAACACAAGCACGACCCCAUCGCAGGCCGGAACCAGAUUCUGAUGAGCCUAUGCCCACAGGUAUUUGGAAUGUACGUCGUCAAGUUGGCUGUUGCCAUGGUGCUAGCCGGUGGAGUUCAGAGAAUAGAUGCCUCUGGAACCAAGGUGAGAGGCGAGUCUCACCUCUUGUUGGUGGGCGACCCUGGCACUGGGAAGUCUCAGUUCCUGAAGUACGCGGCAAAGAUCAUGCCACGCUCCGUCCUCACCGCUGGAAUCGGCUCCACCAACGCAGGCCUGACGGUGGCGGCGGUGAAGGACGGUGGCGAGUGGCACCUGGAGGCCGGGGCUCUGGUGCUGUCGGACGGGGGCCUGUGCUGCAUCGACGAGUUCAACAGCAUCAAGGAGCACGAUCGCACCAGCAUCCACGAGGCCAUGGAGCAGCAGACCAUCAGUGUGGCCAAGGCAGGUAUGGUGUGCAAGCUGGACACACGGACCACCAUCCUGGCGGCCACCAACCCCAAGGGCCAGUACGACCCCAGCAUGCCCGUAUCGGUGAACGUGGCGCUGGCCAGCCCGCUACUGAGCCGUUUCGACCUGGUCCUGGUCCUGCAGGACACCAAGAACCCCGAGUGGGACCGGAUCAUCUCAUCCUUCAUCCUGCAGAACAAAGGAGCCCCCCGUGAGUCGGCCUCCCUGUGGAGCAUGGAGAAGAUGCGGGCGUACUUCUGCCUGAUCAAGACCCUGCGUCCGCGCGUCUCCUCGGAGGCCAACACCAUCCUGGCGCGCUACUACCAGCUGCAGCGCCAAAGCAGCGGCCGCAACGCCGCCCGCACCACCAUACGCAUGCUGGAGAGUCUGGGGCGCCUGGCCGAGGCUCACGCCCGGUUGAUGUUCAGGGAGACUGUUACUGUUGAAGAUGCUGUUGUUGUGGUCUCAGUUAUGGAGUGCUCGAUGCAGGGUGGUGCUCUUUUAGGAGAAGUGAAUGCCUUGCACACUUCGUUCCCUGACCAUCCAUGUGAGCAAUACAAGACACAGUGUGAGAUUGUUCUGGAAGGUCUGGGUCUUCAGCAUCUUUUAGAUGCUGAACUUCAAAGGCUUGCACGGCUGAAGAACAUCUCGCACACAUCCGGAGCUGGGGACUCAGGGGAGAGGGAUGAGAGUUCAGAGGAAACCCCAAGCCAAGGGCAGCCCAACCCAGACACAGACUCUCAGAGCGGCCUGGGCUGGUUCCACUCCCUGGAGCAGCUAGAUGGUGUGGAAGAAAAAGAAACGGAUCCAAUACCCCCACCUCCCACUCCACCACCACCACCACCCGAGGCAGCAGUACCAACUAGCUCCACCACAGAGCAACCACAACAGCAGCAGGAGGAGUUACCAGGCAACAGCGGAGCCUGGCGUGGGAAGAGGGCCAGUAAAACCCCUGCUGUAGCUGAGGGAAAGCCAAAAGAAAAGAAGAGCGAGCAAGAGGAAGAAACGCACAGAGGGAGGGAGGGAACGACGCGGGCGGAAUGUGACCACAGCGGCGCGUCAGCCAAGGCCGUGACCUCAGCUGACCGCGCCUCUGUGGUACAGAUAGUUUCCAGAAAACUCCAUGGCAAGCGACUGCGGAAGCUAAGCACAGAGAUGGAAUGUGGCGCCUCCUUUUCCGCCUCUUCUUCCUCACUUCAGCAGGGUGCUUUACACCCCCAGUCCACCGGGGGCGCUGUGUCCAACAACACAGACCUAGUGGAUGCGCUGGACCAGCUCUUCUCUUCUGACUCGUGGCCAGCACACAGCAGUACGCCUGUUGCAAAUAAGAGACACACCGCAAGGAAAGCCGACCGCGUGCCUCCCAGCGCACAUGCGUCUGUGCCAAAUCCUUCAGGUGAGGGGGACGCUUUGGGAGAGGACUUGCGUAGCAAACUCACCGACUUUACCUUUAAACCAAGGGACAGAAUACAACACACAGAUGCCCCACAAAAGAGUGAGACAGCUGGUAAAUCUACCAGUAGCACACUGAGUGCACUGAGAAAUGUGGUGAAAAAGAGUGAAAAGGGGAAGAGAGAUAAGGUUUCAAGAGGAGAGAAAGGAGAAGAGAGAGAAGAUGCUGACAGGAGCUCCAAAUCGCCACCAGGUGGCGGCAGCAGCACAGACAACAGACUCCGAUUGAGGGGUCUGCCUGAGGCAUCCAGUGAAAAGCCUUCUGGAGGGUCACAUGACCAGAAGAAAGCAGGAACAGGAAGUGGUGUCACAGGGGAGCCAAGUGGGGGGUCGGAUCUGAAGCGCCAACGACUGCUGCAGAGGCUGAGCUCCAUGACGACAGGCGAGGAUAAGACCGCAUCGGUGUGUGUGCCACUGGCGUCACACUCACACACACCUUCCUCUCAUACACCUGAUCAAAGCAGGGUCCAAGUGGCAUCCACCACGCUGGCAAAACUCUCCAGAUUCUCCUUCAUGGCAUCGCCGCCUCCUGAAGAGAAGACCACCAAACCAGUAACAGCAUCCUCACUGGACAGUCCUCACACAGCAGCAUUAACCGACAAUGCAAACACCAAAAUGGCCACAGCACACAAGUCACCAGCGAUAUCCACAGCAGACAAGACUGCAUCCUCAACGGGGACCCUGCACACAAAGCAGUUGGGCUCCACAGCUAAAACCGCUCACACACAAAGCCCACCAAUCAACAAGACAGACAGCCCCUCAGAGACAGCCACAGAGCCACAAACACACAGAGAGACAAACACUGCCACUGGGGCAUCUGUUGGAGGCCAGCCAGCGAUGGGAGAUGCUGGGAACCCCAAGAAGAGGAAGUGCUUUGAGCUGGGCUCGGGAGCUGGAGGAAAGGGGCUGUUCUCUGGCCUGUCCCUGUUCAGCUCUGCUGGGCUGGAGGAGGACGAUGACUCUCUGCUGGGGCUGGACUGGGAGGAUGAGCCCAGCAAGAGAGCCAAGCUGUAAUUUUGGUUGGAGUGAUUUUAGGGGUGAGAGAAAGUGGUGUCCUAAAGGCUGCAAAUCUGCAAUUACUGAAAUUAUGAA
Molecule: messenger RNA, 4041 nt
Organism: Alosa sapidissima (American shad)
Lineage: Eukaryota; Metazoa; Chordata; Actinopteri; Clupeiformes; Clupeidae
Gene: mcm9
Product: minichromosome maintenance 9 homologous recombination repair factor
Exons: 13
Coding region: 166-3963 (1265 amino acids)
Biological process (GO): double-strand break repair via homologous recombination
Cellular component (GO): nucleus; MCM complex
Molecular function (GO): single-stranded DNA helicase activity; ATP binding; single-stranded DNA binding
Source: RefSeq, a predicted model, not a curated record